AUGUGGUCGUGCGUAAAGAACUUCUUCACUUAUGAAACGACUAAAUCAGUGGUUGUGAAGAGCUGGACCAUUGGAAUUAUCAACCGGAUCGUCCAACUCAUCAUCAUUUCUUACUUCAUUGGGUGGGUGUUUCUUUGGGAAAAGGCCUACCAGGUGAGAGACACCGCAAUUGAGUCUUCGGUUAUGACCAAGGUCAAAGGUUUUGGAGUAUACAAUAACAGGGUCAUGGAUGUUGCAGACUACGUCACCCCAACGCAGGGAGGCUCAGUCUUCUGCAUCAUCACUAAAAUGAUUACCACAGAGAACCAAGUCCAAGGAUACUGCCCUGAGAGUGGGAAGAAGUAUAACUGUACGCACGACAGCCACUGCAAACGAUUCCUUCAAAAACCAGCUGAUAAUGUGGUAUUUGUACUGUGGUAUCAGUACACCUAUGAUUAUUGGUAUGCAUACAGGAUUCAUGACUUGGUGGAAUUCAGUCAAAUGUAUUUUUCUCAUAUUGAUCAAUCUCAGGGUGGAGUGAUUGGAAUAAAGAUUAGUUGGAUGUGUGAUCUCGACAAGUCGGAUGACCAGUGCAAGCCUGCAUACUCGUUCACUCGGCUGGAUGCCAUGUCACAGAAAACCUCUGUCUCACCUGGAUACAAUUUCAGAUUUGCAAAAUACUUCAAGAUGGAAAAUGGGACGGACUACCGCACUCUGGUCAAAGCCUUUGCCAUUAGAUUUGACGUCAUUGUCAAUGGAAAUGCUGGAAAGUUUAACAUGAUCCCUACACUCAUAAACAUUGUGGCUGCAUUCACAUCAGUGGGAGUGGGCACAGUGUUGUGUGAUAUAAUACUGCUUAACUUCCUGAAAGGAGCUGAGCAGUACAAGGCCAAGAAGUUUGAGGAGGUGUCAGACAACCCCCUGGACACACAAAAUAACGGCUUGUUUCACUCCCAGCUGUCACUCAGACAAUCAGCCUUCAAGUCCAGCGACUCAGGAGCAUUUUCUAUUGAACGCUACAGCUGAACUGAGGAAACACGUUUAUUUCCCACCAUCGUAGUCUAAUCCAGCGCUGAGUUAACUCCAAACACUGACAGAUAACAACAAUAUAUAAAAUAUAUGCAAGAUAAACGCAUGACUGCCUUUGCAUGGUAAUGUCUGACAAAUGACAGCAGCUGAGGAUGUUUUCAGCUAGCUCACUUUGAAAAUGUUAAAUUAGACAUGAAUUAUUGUGGGAAA
Molecule: messenger RNA, 1218 nt
Organism: Nematolebias whitei (Rio pearlfish)
Lineage: Eukaryota; Metazoa; Chordata; Actinopteri; Cyprinodontiformes; Rivulidae
Product: P2X purinoceptor 3-like
Biological process (GO): monoatomic cation transmembrane transport; response to ATP
Cellular component (GO): nuclear inner membrane; plasma membrane
Molecular function (GO): purinergic nucleotide receptor activity; extracellularly ATP-gated monoatomic cation channel activity
Source: RefSeq, a predicted model, not a curated record